AUGUUAUCAAAAAGACUUGCGGCCGCGGCAACGCUGUUGGCAUCUAUCGCUUCAGCAAAGGUGGUAUCAACAGCCACUGCGCCCCAAGAUCUGGGCAGUGUGCUAGCCAGCAACAAAGAUCUAUCCACGUACUAUGAACUCAUUCAGAAAUAUCCUGAUGUUCUUCUUCAGCUUCCCAACUAUGCAGGCGUAACAAUCAUUGCACCCUCCAAUGAAGCCUUUAAAAACAUUCCCUACACUGCCCUCAACGGCGUGUGGAACGCAACUGACAAAGACACUACCGUGCCUCUCUUGCAAUAUCACAUCCUUCAAGGAACUGUCGCCACAAAUGCUCUCCAGACAGGUCCGACCUACGUGCGGCCAACCCUCCUGACCAGCACACGCUACACCAACGUGACAUCUGGACAGAAUGUCCUCAUCGCCAAGCAACCCGGCGACGACGUCGUCUUCACUACCAGCAUGGGCACUCGCUGCACCCUCACCGAGGGCGACAUCACGUUCCAGGGCGGUCUCAUCCAGGUGGUUGACAACUUGCUCGUGCCUCCCGCGCGUUUACAAAACACAUCCGAGGCCUUCAGCGUGCCUAAUUUCCUGGGCGCGCUCUACGCCGGCAAGCUCAUGCCCAAGGUCUCCUACGAGGAGAACAUCACAAUCUUUGCGCCCAUUGACAGCGCGUUUGCCACAAUUGGCGGUUCUCUCAAGCACCUGGACGCCAAGAGCAUUGCCCGAAUCAUGGGGUAUCACAUCGUCCCCAACCAGGUCCUCGUCUCCUCCGCUCUCACCAACGGCACUCGCCUCCAGACUCUCGCGGAGAACGCCGCCGGCAAUGCUCCCGAAUCGCUCGUCAUCCGUCAGGCCGGCAACAACAAAUACGUCAACUCGGCCCAGAUCGUCCAGCCCGACAUCCUCCUCGCCAACGGCAUCAUGCAUCUCAUCUCCGACGUGCUCAACCCCGAUGCCGAUGCCGCCGUGCCAAACCCCACGGCGCUUUCCCAGGCGCCCGUCUUUCCCGUCAGCUCGGCUCGUAACCCUUUUACGUCGGCGCUGCCUUGCACCGUGAGCUGCCCCGUCACAACAACUUCAGCGAGCAGCACUGCAGAGCCCACAACCACGAGCACCAGCAUAUUCACAACCAGGAGCAAGGAUGUAGCUGGAGCUUUUGCUACGGCGGAUAUGCGUGCUGCUGGAGUGGCAUUGGGUUUGCUUGGCGCUGGAAUGCUGUUUUAA
Molecule: messenger RNA, 1227 nt
Organism: Trichoderma asperellum CBS 433.97
Lineage: Eukaryota; Fungi; Ascomycota; Sordariomycetes; Hypocreales; Hypocreaceae
Source: RefSeq, a predicted model, not a curated record